AAAGCUCUCUUAACAAUGUAUAUGUCGUUCGACAUACCUGAAAAUGUGAAAAAUCAACUCUAUAUAGGCAAACUGACUGGAGAACAAUUUGAGGACGCCCUGUUUAAUCGGCUUGCCGUGGUUUCGACAGAUAUCCCCGAUUUGAUUACAUGCUGGACCUAUAUAUCCAUCAGCGACUUUCAAAUACACCAUAGAACAUCAGCAAAAGACAUCAAGAAUGCUUUCGUAAAGCCGAUACCUAAACUGCCGGUAUGUCUAAUCAGCAAGAGACCAGAUCGAGAUUUACUUGGUUCUGGUCACGCUGCUAACAUAAAUCCCACGACCAAUGAGUUCGUCGUCACCCGAAAUAGUAGAGUCGAUG
Messenger RNA from Ambispora gerdemannii, 361 nucleotides. NCBI's taxonomy places the organism in Eukaryota, Fungi, Glomeromycota, Glomeromycetes, Archaeosporales, Ambisporaceae. The record is from the annotation of a GenBank genome assembly.